AAGAAAAUGACGAGCGAAGGCGCAGCCCACUCUCCGCUGUGAGUCAGCGCAGUACCUGCGCCCGAAGCCGGGGGCAAGCGGGAGGGAGGGAGGCUGGCCGCUGGAUGAAAGCGCUCUGACUGUUAUGGUCUAACAGGCGUGUGGGGAAGAGCAGCUUCAAGCAAAACCCGCGGCGGAGUGGGACACUCGCUUCUAGUGCUCUGUUUUCACCGACGCUGCGGAUGGCCCCUUUCUCCUCCUGCUAUGGUAGACGUGGGUGAAAUGAGGAAGACUUUCCUCGUCCCGGAGAUCAAACCUUUGGAUCAUUACGAUUUCUACAGGGCGAAAAUCGCCGGGAGCCUGUCGUGGCUGAUAGCGCGAUCCUACGGAUCAGGGAAUGUACCGGAGGAGCUGAGGGAGCCAUUUUACACUGACCAGUAUGACCAGGAGCACAUCAAGCCUCCGGUCAUCCGCCUGCUUCUCUCCUCGGACAUCUACUGCCGGGUGUGUGGUCAGACGCUGCCACGGGAUGAGCUCGGCCCGCCACAGGAUAACACGGCUGUCCUGCAGGCUCUGCUGCGGAGAGGACUCCAGGUGAAGGACCAGGAGGUGGUGGUGACAGAGGCGGAUCUCCGAAAGAAGCCCAUCAAAAUGGGUGCACACCUGUCAGUCAUUGAUGCACUCAUGGCUGCCUUCAUGAUGGAAACGCUGAGCGGGGUGAAGUUGGCAGCGGAUACAGAGGAGAUCGCAAACCUGAGCCCGUCGAAACCAGUGCCGGCCAGCAUUGAAUUCAGGCUGCUGCUUUGGGUUGACAAGAUAAACCAGAAGCUGAAGGAUGUUUCUGAACACUUACAUCAGCUGAGGCAGCAGCCUGGUGUGGACAAUCCAACCAACCAAGGGUGUCCCACCAAGUGGUAUUGGAAGCUAGUUCCUCAUGCCAUCGCUUUUUGUUUGAAGGAGUCUGAGAAAAAGCCUCCUAUGAUUCGUUACAGGAAGGACAAAGUUUUGAGCAAACAGACUCCCUGCUUUCCCUCAGUAACACAGCUGAAGGACCUUGCCAAUGGAUGUGCAAUGGCAGCCCUCAUACACCAUUACUGUCCCGAUGUGCUGCGUUUGCAAGACAUUUGCCUGAAGGAAACCAUGUCCGUAGCCGACAGCCUUUACAAUCUCCAGCUGAUUGUCGACUUCACGCAGGAGUACCUGGGCAGUUGCUUUCACCUGGGUCUGGAGGACCUGCUCUACACCCCGCCACUGUUGAAGAUUAACAUCUUGACAUUUGUGGCUGAACUGUUCUGGUGGUUUGAAAUUCUGAAACCCGAAUUUGUCCGACCAAGAGAGAUUUCGGAUCUGGAAGAUCUGCCAGCGAGUGGACCCAACACACCCACUGGAGCUGACAGCGGCAGCCAUCUUCCUGCCUUCCUGCUUAAGCAACCGUUCCUGCCUGUGGUCCAACAGACUUCUCCAGGACGGAACACCUCAGGUCCUCUGCAUCACUCUACCUCAAUGUCUCAAGUCGAUUCUUUUGGAAAGGCAUGGACAAAGAAACAGCUGAGGAGACCGCUGUCGCAAGCUAUCUCCUUCAGCAUACCCUUCGGCCUGGACAGCGACGUGGAUGUGGUCAUGGGUAAUCCAGUUGGCUUGAUGAGGUCCAUCAGCUCCGACAGCCUGACCACCAAUGCCUACCGCUCGUCCAACAGUUUAGUGGGAGCGCCAUACGGUUGCGCUGAAGACCCGAGGAAGGAGGAGGCAGCCCCGGGUGACGAGAACGGACUUGUUUUGUCACCAGCAGCACCUCGCAGACGGUCACAGUUGUCCAAAGAGCAUCCUGGGCACCAGAAGGCUGUUGAAAAUGGGUUGCUCGACGAUCAUAACUACAUGGAGUUGCCAACCAUUGAAGAGGCAUUGAAGAUAAUUCAUAACUCAGAUAAACUUGAGCCCAGGCUCCGCCCCGAAGGAGCGCCAGAUGGCUUUUUCCUUCAUGGACCCAACGUGACAGAAGGGUUUCUCAAACCCAAGGUGAACCCAUCCAAGGUUGACCUGGAUCCUCUGUACAAAUCCACCAACUCGGCCAAGGACUCUGAGAUCCCUGCCCCAGGUGGGUAUCAGACAAUCAGCGGCGAUGGCCCCUCAGAAGACGGGAACUUUUCACGGGACGAUGACUCGGUCCUGAGAGACAACAGUCUGGACUCGGACGCGGAGGACUCUUCCAGGCCAGCCCUGGAGAAGGAUCUGACCAGCAAAGAUGAGUGCACGUCAUGCCUGAGCUCUCUGAGCUCACAGGCGGAGAGCGUAGCCUCCUCGGGUUCUGGGGUGAAGAUGACUAGCUUCGCCGAGAGGAAGAUGAAGAAGGUGACGCCCGACAGCACGGAACUGAACGACCAGGCCAUGGCGUCCUGGGCUCAGAGGGCGGACGAGAGCCCCGGCAGGAACCAGGCGCUGGCAUCCGAGAUGUCCCAGCUGGGCAUCCGGCUGGAGGAGAAAAGGCGGGCCAUCGAGGCGCAAAAGAAAAGGAUCGAGGCCAUCUUUGCCAAGCACAGGCAGAGAUUGGGCAAGAGCGCCUUCCUGCAGCUGAAGAAGAAGGAGGAGGGGGAGGAGGGCGGUGGGGAGACGGAGGAGAGUGGGCCCUCAACGGAGCCGGGCAGGAGGAAGAUGUCCCUGGAGGAGAGGCUGUCCAAGAUUGAGGAUGAUGAGGAAAGUGAGAGCCCGGCCCCAUCGGAGUUGGCGGGGAAAGGGAGCAGAGCAGGCCAGAAGGGCGCGGAGACCAUGGGCAAGAACCACGGGGAGAAGCACGUGAAGCUGAAUGUCCCAGAGUCACCGAAGGAGCCCGAGGCAGACGUGGACAUCGGGGAGUACAACAAUGCCGUGGCGAAGCUCAACUCGGCCCUGUCAUCGCUGCAGAUGGACAUGCAGAAACUUCAGCAGCAGCAGGAGACACUGAUGGAGAGGAAGAGUGCCCAGUCUUGGGUCAUCCCUGCCUCCAAGUCCUCCUCCUCCUCACAGAGGCCGACACGCGAGUUCCAGCCGCCCAAGUCCUCAGAGAUCUCAUCGCCCUCACCCUCACCCUCUCGUAAGCCUGUCCCUUCUGGGACCCGAUCACCCCAGGUGGCGCCGAAGAAGGCCAAUCCCACCCCUCCCAAGAGCCCACGGCACACCCGUCCCGUGGAGCUGAAGAUCACACCCCUGACCCGUGUCCUCACCCCGCCACAGAACGUUGACUCCUUGCCCCACCUCCGAAAAUUCUCCCCCAGCCAGGUGACCGUGCAGACCAAGUCUUCCAUUUGUUUUGGUGACGAGCAGGACGGGGAGCCCGACGUGGACACCAGGCCAAAGCUGAGGCCGGUUGGUCCGGUGGCAAAGGUCAGCAGCCAGACAAGUGAACCCUUGGUGGUGGAUCCGGUCAGUCCCGCCUUUGACCUUGAGAAUGAAGGCAACCUUAGGCCAGUAGGACCAAUUGUACCUCCAAAGACAAGCGAGCAACCGGAUGGUCAGUCCGAUGUUGGAAAGAAGGAAAAUGCCUCCUCUAGUAAAAGGACUAGUUUGAUCGAGAUAUCACUGUCCUCCCUGAAGGGGCCUGAAGAUGGUGAAGAUAAUCCAGAGAGCAGUAAAGACUCUACAAAUGACCAAAUGGACAUGGAGCAGAGGUCUGUUGGCUUCUUCUUCAAGGAUGAGGCCAAAGCAGAAGAGGAGAUGGCUCUAAAGCGAGCAGCCUUGAUGGAGAAACAACAGAAACGAACGGAAGAGUUUCGGAAGCGUCGGCUCUGGUUGGAUGCGGAGAAAGAACAGAACAGGCAGCAGGUGGAGGAGGAGAGACCUCAAGAGAAGAGCUUCACCAAGCAGGAGUACCUCCGGAGGCACCAGCUCAAGGUCAUGGAAGACCUGGACAAGGUUCUGAGGGCAAAGUCCCCAGCGAGCAGAGGGAGGAAGCCGCGUCCCAAAUCCUCGGUCUUCCGGGAUGAUUCUGUGUUGACUCGGAGUCCUGUCAAGGGGCUGCUAGGCUCCAGACUGAACAAAGUGUACUCACGGUCCACACUCUCUCUCUCCACCAUGGCCAAUGACUCCACCAACAGCCUGACUGUCAAGAAAAGCCCAAGGGCAGACUCCCCCUCAGCACUCCUGUCUCCCAACCGGCUGGGCAGCCACAAUGGAGAGAAGGAUUGGGAGAAUGCGUCGACGGCCUCCUCACCAGCUUCGAUUCCGGAAUAUACAGGUCCGAAACUCUACAAGGAACCCAGUGCCAAGUCCAAUAAGUAUAUAAUACAGAAUGCAAUUACUCGCUGCUGCCUGGCAGGGAAGGUGAAUGAGCCCCAAAAGAAUAAGAUAUUGGAGGAAAUUGAGAAAAGCAAGUCUAAUCACUAUCUGAUCCUGUUCCGUGACAACAGUUGUCAGUUCCGGGCUGUGUACACGUUUCCCCCAGAGUCCGAGGAGAUGCAUCGAGUGGCCGGAGUUGGACCCAAGGUCAUCACUAAAAACAUGAUCGAAGGGAUCUACAAAUACAAUUCUGACCGGAAGCAAUUCACCCAGAUCCCCAGCAAGACCCUGUCUGCCAGCGUUGACGCAGUCACUAUCCAAGGGCACCUGUGGCAGUCCAAGAGGCUGGGUACCCCCAAAAAGCCAUCCAAGUGAUGGACUCCUCCCCUCCCCAUCCCCUCUCCUGUACAGACGGACAAGUCAAAACUUUUAGGUCUUAAUUUGCCAACCACCCAUUUGCUUUCUCUUCCUAACCCCUCCCCACCCUUUUCUACUAUUUCUCAUGGAUCGUUAAGCUAUUCCUGGCCAUUUCUGCAUGUCGUUUCCAUUCAACUGACAGCAUCCAAACAAGCGAAUCGAUGUUUCUAUCACGUGGAUUGAAGGAGGUUACAAGUAUGACAUUGUGGCACCUGUAGAGAUUGUCCAAAGGAUUCACAAAGCGAUGGAGGUGGGAGCACUAGAGGAUAUUAUCCAAAACCUAUAAGCACUAACAGAUUUGUUAAGGAAUUUAACAAGGUCAAAAUAUCUUUCUAAAACAAUCUAGAUGUAUAAUUUUUUUUUCGAACUUGAUUCCUGAUGAUUACUACUGAUGACUGAAAUAAUGUCUGUGUAUAUAUUAGAGCUAUUUAAAUGAUUUAGCUGUUUGUAUAGAUGAAAUAUUUAAGGUUCUGCUUAUUGGAAAGAAUGGUUUGGGUGUUUUGCAAGUUACUGUACAUAACUUGUUGCAGUAUUUGUUGUAUAAAACAAAGUGCUGUUGAGGUUUUAUUAUUUCAGAUAGUCAAUGAAACCAUUCCGACCUGCCUGCUUUGUUGGAAGAAUGAACUAAGUAUCUUUAAUUGCUAGCUUGAGAAGCUGUAUAUCCUCAGAACUAAACGUAUCUCAGCAGAUACUGGUAAAUGUCAGGGUAGCCCCAUAGUUGAACUUCAGGCUCAAGCUGUGCACAUUGUGGUUGCAUCAGUGCUUGAAUUUGUCCAGGAUUGAGCAGGGCCUGGGUUGACUUUCCUGAUGGCAAACAAAAUCUUAGAUCUUCAGUUUGCAUUGAGUUAGUGUAAAACAUUGCAGGUCGCAGCCUACUGUGGAGUUUGAGUUGAUGAAACCAGGUCAAGUGGAAGCCAGUGGAUUCAGAUCCUGGGAAGCUACCCUUUGUGAACUCCUUCUUCUGAUUUUCUUAAGACGUCUUCAGGGUCAUUCAAUUGCUCCGAUGUCAUCUCUGUUGCUUUUCUGUCUGAGAAAGGGUGUGUGAAUGAGCUGACAAUGUUGUUUUCCAGUGGAUUGACUCAGUUGAAAUCCAGCCUGGCUGCGGUCUGGAAGUGAAGCUGAUUUCCAGGUAACUAGGCCAACAUUGCACCUGAACCAUGUGGAAAUCUCUGUAGAACAUGUAGAGUAUUCCACUUCAAAGGCUCAGGUCUGCAUCAGCACAACAUCCAGUCCGGAAUGAGUCAGACUAUGGACCCCAAUCCAUUGCAACAUAGUUUAAUUAACAUUGUGGUGGUCUGCAACAGUUCUAUUGACUUUCAGAACACCAGUGUAGAAAACCAUAUCUACAAUUUUUUUAAAAAAUGUUAUUUAUUUCUUUAUAAUUUUGUUAAACUUGGUUCUCUUCCUUGUGAACAUGUGUGUAGAGAUUAGGGAAAUGUGUUCCAGUUUCUCUCAGUCUAGCACAUGAAGCAGGUAGUCUGUGCUGCCUUGGUCAUUCCCACGUCACUGAAUACAGUUUGCAAGUGACCUUGUUUGGGAGUUUUUUUUAAUAUAAGUACCACCAGUAUCCCUCAAUUUUUCACCUGCCCACUCCCCCACCAAAUUAAAAAUAACUUGUGCUAUUCUAUCAUUUUUUAUUAAAACCUUGCCAAAACUUGUCAAUCCUGCCCAUUCCAGAGUGGUAUGAGGCUAGCAGGAAAGCCACUUGGAUGGAAUUUGUGACCUCCUGGAGUUUUUCCAUUGUCUUCCUGUACCCCCUGCCCCCCACAUCAAGCUUCCUGUAAUCUGUCAUAUGAACCUGCCAGCUUCCAGUCCUCAUACCCAUUUGGUUGGAGUACAUGUCGAGGAUGCAUGCGCUCAGUGGCCUGAUGUGUGAACGGGAUGGUCAGACCAAGGGGAAUUGAGGGUAAACAGACCAAAAGGGAGGAGUGAUUUUGUACACCAGUGUUUAUGAGAAUCAUGAAUUCCUGAACUAAUUAUGCACUUUUUUAUUUAAUGUAAAGUUCUGGCACAAUUUUCUUAAAACCAUGAACUGGAACUCUGUAAACAGUUAGCAUCUAGCUUUGUUGAAAUUACUUCACAUCUGCAACCAAAUAUUUGGAUCUUAGUUCUACUUUGUAACAUUCCAUUGGACAGAAAGAUUGUGUAUUUUUUUU
Molecule: messenger RNA, 6800 nt
Organism: Mobula hypostoma (lesser devil ray)
Lineage: Eukaryota; Metazoa; Chordata; Chondrichthyes; Myliobatiformes; Myliobatidae
Gene: camsap3
Product: calmodulin regulated spectrin-associated protein family, member 3
Exons: 19
Coding region: 244-4602 (1452 amino acids)
Biological process (GO): negative regulation of microtubule depolymerization; cytoplasmic microtubule organization; neuron projection development
Cellular component (GO): microtubule minus-end
Molecular function (GO): spectrin binding; calmodulin binding; microtubule minus-end binding
Source: RefSeq, a predicted model, not a curated record